CCUCCAAUGACCGUGUCUUGCUUUUGUCGAGGUGUUUCCGAGAUGGUGCCGGAUGUUAGGGUUUGAAUUUCGUGGGCAGUUUGAAAACAGCGAUCGAGGAAAGUAAAGUUCAAGGUAUAGGAACAAGCGGAACGGAAGCGAGUGCUGAACCGCAGUUUUCACGCAGAAGGGAUAUCUUACCGCAAUCUGGGGCGUUCAGACUGCACCUCUCCUUGUCCAGCCUACUGACACACUUGUUGCUUGAGGAACGACACAUUUGGGGAGCCAGAGUCAGAAGGUAUCUCAAACCUGAGCUGCAAGAAUGAGUCAGAUCAGACUGCAGUCCUCAAAGAACCUGCCCUGCAUGUUUUGUUUCCUUCCGGAUGACUGUACUGAAAGGUUUGGGGAGAAAAAGACCUACCCUGAACAUGACUUGACCUUGCACUACAACUGUUUGCUGCUGUCCAGUGGUAUCUGGCAAAGAGGAAAAGAGAAUGAAGACAUUUAUGGGUUUCUUGUUUGUGACAUUAAGAAAGAGGUUAACAGAGCAAAGAAGUUGAGGUGCUCUCUUUGUAAAAAUCGAGGAGCUUCCAUUGGCUGCGAGUUCCCAAAGUGUAGACGUAGUUAUCACUACCCUUGUGGUGUAAAGAAAGAGUGUAUUUUCCAGUUCACUGGCAGCUUCAGGUCAUACUGCUGGGAACAUCGACCUGUCCAGAAGAUUGUCUCGUCACAAACAGACUGUUCUCCUUGCACCAUAUGCCUUGAAAAUGUAAAUCAUGUUCCUUCUUACCACGUUCUGUGUUGCCCCUGCUGUAAAACAUCCUGGUUUCACAGAAACUGCCUGCAGGGUCAAGCUCUGAGUGCUGGAUUGUUUUUUUUCCGCUGCACAGUAUGUAAUAAUAAGGAUAUAUUUCAAAAGGAGAUGCUGCGUAUGGGGAUCCAUAUUCCAGAGAGGGAUGCAUCAUGGGAGCUUGAGGAAAAUGCUUUUCAGGAACUUUUGAUACAAUACCAGCACUGUGAUGCCAAGAAAUGUUUGUGUCAGGGUGGCCGGGAGUAUAGCGAUCCAGAAAGUAAGUGGGAGAUUAUUCGCUGCCAGUGUUGUGGGUCCAGUGGCACACACAGGGCAUGCUCCUCUAUUCACAAACAAGACCAGAGCUGGGAGUGUCCAGACUGCAGAGGCAUUGUAUGCACACCAGGGAAGCGAUCUUGUCCUGCAUCGUUGGCUCAAUCUGAUCAACUUGGAUGUCUGAGUUUCGGAAUGGAGUCCUCUCCUAAAUGCCCAAGGCUGUCCACAACACCUAAAGGCAAAGUGCUCCUCAGGCAUAUAACCACCCAAGAAAGGACGAUUUCGGGCAUACUGCGUGAUCUCAGGCUUCAGAUAAACCCUGAUUCUGUCUGUUCAAUGCUGAUUCAAAAGGAAUCUCUCUGGAAAAGCUCCAUUGAAUGUUUUCAAAACAGCAAGUUUUGCCCUUCUAGCACACUGCAGGUGAAGUUUUCAAAGCACAAGUUACGAGCGGAGUGCCAGCAGCCAAACGGGGCACUACCUGAGUAUUUUGGUUUGCUGCUGAAUGCAAUGCGGAACUCUCCACUACUAGAGGGGUCUGAGCACAAGAAUAUAGCUUUGAAUCUUGAAGCACUGCAGGACAACCUGUAUUAUGAAGCUGGAAGAAUGGUGGCAUUGGCUUUGAUCCAUGGAGGGCCUGCUCCUGGUUUCUUCUCACAGACUCUCUUUCGUUGCCUCAUCUAUGACCCUCAGCAUGUGCUGCCUUCUGUAGAAGAUGUGGCAGAUCCCAAUGUUGCUCAAGCGAUUCUUACGAUCCAGUCUUGCCAGAGGAUUGGAAUGCUGAAGUCUGCAGUUAUCCAUUACUUUGACUACUUGCAAAAGACUGGUAGCCUGUGUCUGGUGCAAACUGUCAGUGACAAGGUUCUGAUAGUCAAGGAAUUGCUGGCCCAUCAUGUCAUCCGUAGGGUACAACAGCCCCUAGAAAGCUUUAAACAAGGUUUAAUGACUCUUGGGGUGCUAGAGAAGAUCCAGGCACACCCCGCCUUAUUUUGGAGUGCCUUAGUCUUGGGACCAGAGAAACUAACUGCGAAAGCCAUGACUGACCUGUUCACUGUAACAUAUACAGACCUCCGUGCAAAUCAGAGUGAUGCUCUUGGCUUCUGGGUAGAUUAUCUGGAAAACACAGAAGAAGGGGCAACUGCAAGUUCCUUGGAGGAUAUUCUGAACUUUGCAACAGGUUUGCCCUCCAUUCCACCUGCAGGUUUUGAUCCACGACCCUCUGUCCGGUUCCUACAUAAAGCACGCCCCAAAGCACGCAAAUACAUAAACUGUCUGGAAUUGCCUGUCUGCUCCAGCUAUUUGGAAUUCGCCAAUAUCAUGAACAAAGCAUUAUGUACGAAAUGCAAAGCAUAGCUGCAUGGCUUGGACUUUUACCUUUGGGAUUCUUAAUUUUACUUUUUUUGUUUUCACAUUGCCUUGCUUGGAGAAUUAAUGCUGCUGUGACUUGGGGCGGUUCUGAACUAGAAAGGUCGACUGACUUUUUGGGGCCUCUGAAACUCCGCCAGCAGUAUUCUUCACCAGAUGAAAGUGGAACUGUGCAAUUUUACAAAUCUUUGUCUGCAUUACUGAGAUGGGACAGCUGAGCUAAGCACUUCCACAGGAGUUUUUCUUUCAGUUUAAAGCAUUGCUGCCUUCAUUCAUAGGCAUCUUGUCUUCCAUCUAUCUUAAAGCCCAUCAAAUUGGAAGACAUUCCCUUAUCAGGAUGCUGAAAGAUUAUUCUCAACAAACUGACUUCCAGAAAUGAUUCAGGUUUUCAUGUUUGCAAAGGGAACUGUUUACAUUUCUGCAUAGAAAGCCAUAGUUCCUGCAGCUCUUAUUUGCUUCGUUGGGUGAAACUUGCGGAAGAUGCCCUGUGUAGUGCUUAUCUCUCACAUUUUAAGAAGGAAUAAUGCAAUGAUUUGUUUUAGUGUUUUUAAGAAUUUCAUAUAUUGUUGAAAUCUGUUUUUGCUUUGCAUUGCAGAUCUUCCUACUUAAGAGGUUGAAAAAAAAUCCCUUUUGGAAGUCUUGCAACAGUGCCAUUUAGUACACUCCCUUACCCCUGUUUUGGGCCAGACCAUUGGAAACUGUGGGAGGAGGCAGACUGAUGAUUUAAGCUACCAAUCUGAGUGAACAGGUUGGCUUUGUAAUAUAUUUAUAUGUUCUGUGUUCAUUUUGCCAAGUUUAAUGUAUGUUGGGUCUAGGACACAUACAGUCGCCUUAUAAAAGUUUAAAUGUCUCGUUAUGUGCAUGCUACAGUACAAUGAUACUGUACAAACUGCCCCUGUUUUCGAUUUCAGGUGGGUGUUCAGUUUAUUAAGGGAAUAGAGUAUUGGGAUACGGUGUCAUUUUUCCUUUGAUUAUGACUUAGUUUAAUGCAGUUGUGUCUGUUGGGAUUGUUGCUUUAAUUUAUUUAUUUUAAUGCUAGGCUUAGUGCUGUUUCUUCAUUGUGACUGUAUGCCCCCUUUAAAUUGGAUUUUUAGCAACUUAUUCACCGUUCUCUUCAAACUGGGCAAAGCCCCUGCCCCUAAGAAUUUUUGUUUAGAUCAUUAUUUUUGCAUCUCUUCGCUGCUCACUGUUUUAUGUUGUACUACCCUCCGACAAGCUGCUGAAUUGUGUUCUACAUACAGGAUCCUCCGUUCAGUCUUGUUUUAUUGUAUUGACCGUGAGUUUGAUAAAUGAAUCCAUUCCGUUGUGCUCAACCUA
This is a messenger RNA of Xenopus laevis (African clawed frog), 3724 nucleotides long. It is a transcript of the gene g2e3.L, whose product is annotated as G2/M-phase specific E3 ubiquitin protein ligase L homeolog. Gene Ontology annotation, molecular function: ubiquitin-protein transferase activity. The coding region runs from base 302 to 2395 and encodes 697 amino acids. Gene Ontology annotation, cellular component: nucleus. NCBI's taxonomy places the organism in Eukaryota, Metazoa, Chordata, Amphibia, Anura, Pipidae. The transcript has 16 exons. The record is from RefSeq and is a predicted model, not a curated record.